UUAAAAUCAAUGGAAUUUUGUGUUGCUUCAUAUUGUUCUCUCGACUAUCGUCCAUCUCUGAUUCCUCAACCCUAACUUGUUUUCUUCUCCAAUUUCUCGAUUCUGUGAAAACAGGAUCUUCGUCAGCAUAGCAUUUCCGCUCUGUGAUCGCUGAAACCCUAGAAGAAUACCGCCAAUUGAAGAUGGCCAUUGCGAGAACGGGAGUUUUUGUAGACGACUAUUUGGAGUAUUCGAGCACGCUGCCGGCGGAGCUUCAAAGGCUUCUCAAUACCAUCAGAGAACUGGAUGAGCGGUCUCAAGCAAUGAUAAACCAGACAAGGCAGCAAACUAAAUACUGUCUGGGUUUGGCAUCUCAAGGGGGCGCCUUCUCUAGGAAAAACGAGGAGGAAGAGGUUUUUGAUAAGCUUCGCAAGGAUAUUGAGGCAAACCAGGACAGCGCUCUCAGUCUCUGCACCGAGAAAGUUCUACUGGCCAGACAAGCUUAUGAUCUUAUCGACAGUCACAUAAAACGCCUUGAUGAGGAUCUUAACAACUUUGUCGAAGAUCUCAAACAAGAGGGAAAGAUAGCACCAGAUGAGCCAGCUGUGCUUCCACCAUUACCUCUAGUUCCUAAAAGUGAAAAACGCAAAUUACUUUAUGGAACACCUCAAUCAAAGAGGAUAGAUUACAAGGACAGGGAUUGGGAUCGGGAGCGUGAUAGAGAUUUUGAGCUCAUGCCUCCUCCUGGCAGCAUUAAGAAAGACUUUGCUUCUCCCGUUGAGCUUGAUCAACCCAUUGAUCCAAAUGAACCCACUUACUGCGUUUGUCAUCAGGUUUCUUUUGGUGAUAUGAUUGCCUGUGACAAUGAAAACUGCCAAGGAGGUGAAUGGUUUCAUUAUGCUUGCGUUGGCCUGACUCCUGAGACGAGAUUUAAAGGAAAGUGGUAUUGCCCGACCUGCAGACAAUUACCACACUGAUGCUUGUCUGGGUAAGUAAAUGGUUGUGUUAUGAAUAUUUUGGCUGAUGCUAUGGAGGCAAGACAGGAAUAUAAUGUGUUCAAAAGAAUUUGUAUUCUGCAUGCCAACGUAAUGCGUGACACGCAUGUGAAAUUGCUCUAGUGGAUGAAGAUCGCACGAAUUUAGUAGGGUUUUCACUUCUGUAAGAAUGGAGGACAUUUGUUUACUUUUUUAUUUAAUAGAAAUGAUGAAUGGCUUAUUAUGACCA
Molecule: messenger RNA, 1203 nt
Organism: Sesamum indicum (sesame)
Lineage: Eukaryota; Viridiplantae; Streptophyta; Magnoliopsida; Lamiales; Pedaliaceae
Gene: ING2
Product: PHD finger protein-like protein
Cellular component (GO): nucleus
Source: RefSeq, a predicted model, not a curated record